This is a messenger RNA of Oryzias latipes (Japanese medaka), 1899 nucleotides long. Lineage: Eukaryota; Metazoa; Chordata; Actinopteri; Beloniformes; Adrianichthyidae. The record is from RefSeq and is a predicted model, not a curated record.
GAUGGCAUCCUCUUCUUCUCAGACUCCAUCAACGUCUAAUCCUUCUGCUGCAAGACCUCCCAGUUCACCAUCACACCCCAAAACUCCUCAGCCCAUCUCCACCGCGUCUCUCUCUUCCCUAUUAGUGGGUAAUUUGGCCAAGGACAGAAACAUUGAGAAAGCUGUAAAAAGGCUGGCGUCCCCAUUUAAAGUCAGACCCUCUUUGAUACAUGCACGGCCGCAUUCCACAUCCACAACUUUGAACAAGCCAGCUGGAUCCCUUUCUUCCUCACCUGCGCUUGUAGGAUCCCCCUUCACCCUCGAAGCCUCCCCCUCCUCCUCCUCCUCCUCCCUCCCAGUCGCAGGACCCUCUUCCCCACACCCAACUGUGGAAACCUCCAUCAAUCCUCCACAGACACCACCAGCCUUUGGCCCUAAAGCCAGUGAGCAGUUCUCCACCGCUGCAGGUCCAAAAACUCCCACCACAUUUCCACCCGUGUCGAGUGAAGUGGACGACAGCACGCUUCUGGCAGAAGCACUCAGAUGGGAUAAAUCUCCCUCAGCAACACAAAGAGUGUGUCUUCCAGCCGGCUGGCUUCACACACUGCCUGAGGUGGACCAGAGAUGGAUGUCCAAAGCUCUUUUCAAAUGGACAGCGCAAGGACAUCCUGAACUGGACUUCAGCAGGGUGGACAGACUGUGGUGGUAUCCUCCACAAUUCCCAUUGCACGUCACCAAUGUCCCUCAGCCCGAAGACUAUUUUGGCAGCCCCCUCUUCCUUUGGAUGCCCCGAAAACUCUGGCAAGUCAAGCUGACAUGUCCUCAUUCAGAUUGUCACAAAGGGCUUCUGACCUCAUCUGGUGUUCAUCAGAAGAUCAGGCAAGUUAUUUCUCUGGACAUAACUUAUUUUGUGGCAUCUGAAUAUUUAGUUUGCAAAAUAUGCAAAAGAAAGGUCAUCAGCUGGAGCCAUGCCAUCGUCUCCCAGCUGGAUGUGGGGCACAGGGGGCAGUUUCCCUGCAUCCUCACAUCCAAGCUUGCCUGUGACCUGAGGGUGGUCACUUUGAUGCGCCAGAGGGGUCUGGGAAACAGCAGCAGCCAGAUUAGGAAGAAGGUGCAGGAGAGUCAUUCAGAAGUGUGGCUGAAGAAGACUGUCCAGUACCUGACGGACUGUAAACAAGUCAAAGGGGCUGUUGAAAAGGGUCUCAUAAGACCAGUCACGUUUUCACCUCCCCCUCCAAUGCCUAUUGUUCCAAAGCACAGGUGGCUGAUGCAGGUCUACGCCCAAGAUGUUCUCCAGAGGCUGACUGAGGUCAAGGCCUCAGUGACAUCAACUUAUGGACGCAUCUUGAAGCUGGACUCCACCAAGAAAGUUGCUCGGAAACUGGCUGGAAGGGGUUUUGGAACAGCGACCUGAGCAACAAAUGUUGGCAAUGAGCACGGCCAAAUAAUAAUGUCUGUGCUCACUGCUAGCGAAGGUUUUGGCCUGGGGCCAAUGAUCGAAGGACUCAUAGGGAGAUAUGCAGUGGCUGGGGUACCUCCCCCUGAAGUGCUUUACGUCGACAGAGACUGCUGUGGAAACACGCUUCUUCGACGAAUGUUCCAGAAGUGGAAAGACCUUAACAUCCGCCUGGACAUAUGGCACUUCAUGAGAAGGUUUUCGGUGGGCUGCACCACGGAUUCACACCAGCUGUAUGCGUCCUUCAUGAGGCGCCUCAGCCACUGUCUCUUUAUGUGGGAUGAGGAAGAUCUGACAGCCCUCAAGAUCGCAAAGCGCUCCGAACUCUCUGCCAGGCUCACCAAUCCCUCAGAUGCUGACGUGCUGAGGUCCAUUAGCCGCAGUGAGUUAGCCCUGCACUGCAGGAGAACGACACGUGGCUCUCAGGAGACUCUGGCUCUCAUCAAAAGCCUCAUCCAAGCUUU